Meloidogyne enterolobii is the source of this 1073-nucleotide messenger RNA. Lineage: Eukaryota; Metazoa; Nematoda; Chromadorea; Rhabditida; Meloidogynidae. The record is from the annotation of a GenBank genome assembly.
CCACACACACACUACACUAAACUAAUACUAAUGCGCCUAAAACAUCAAAGUUUAAAAAAUCUCGUCACAAAAUUUUCCACAAAAAAAAAUUCCAAAAAAAUCCGAAUCCUUUGGACUUCAAAUAUCAUCAUAGCAAAAAUACUACUAACAUUAAGGGACUUCAAAAAUCAUCCAUAUCAACAUCAGAAAUAUCAUUAACAUAAAAAAAUAAACACUAAACUAAUUAGUACCCCUCUCCAAAUCGCUCCUUACCCCAAACCCAAUCCUUUUGAAGCCUUUUUUCUCUCUGACUAAAUUAAUGCACCUAAAACAUCAAUGUUUAAAAAUCUCAUAUCCAUUCCUUCCAAAAAAAAUCCAAAAAAAAUUAAAAAAAACCAAAAGCAUAACCCUUACAAACCCUCAAACACAAUUAACCUUAAAAAUAUACAUAUUCUUUCCAGCUUUUCUUUUAUUUACCUUUUUUUUAUUAAUUUUCCUUUUUCACUUUUUUUCCAAGUCUCAUUUACAACAUUGCGCCAGACGACCGGCGGCACACACACAAAUUUUUUUUGUUUAAUUUUCAAGCCUUUUCUAGACUUUUUUCUAGAGACUUUUAUGCUUACAUUUAAGCUAGUGUUGGCUUUUAUCUUUCCUUUCUCUCUAUUUUUAUUUAUUUAUAUUUUUUUAAAUUCGGUUUUAGGCUUAAAAUAUAUUUCUGCACUCCUCCAAAAAACACUCUCCCUUUCCCUUCCCUUUACUUAUUCAAUGCAUUAUUUUUUUAAAUUGCCAAUUUUAGUAAAUUAAAUUUUUUUCUUCUCUCAAUAUAUAAAUUUAAAUUGCGGCUUUGCCUUUUAAAAAUUUAAUUAAAAAAUGUAACAAAAAAUAUAACAAUGUAGUAAUUGAUAGAAAAAUCUCCCACUCAAUUUUUUGAAUUUAUAGAGGAGUUGCGCGCGACUACAAAAAUUCUUUUUUGAAGAAAUAGUGUUGAAAUGCAAAGAGAAUACAUUAAUAGCUAAUCUUGCUGGUAGGGUUGUCAGUUCUGGACAAAACCAAAUCGGAGAACCAAUGGUUUUUCGGUUCGGUUCUUCGGUUUG